UCGAUUUUGCCGAUGUUCUGAAAACUGCCCCACCUCUAAAAGCUCGCAUCGCGGAAAAAUUCUGAAGGCGGAAAAGUACCUAGCAUAAGCUACGCGAUUGCCACUGGCGGAAGAAGAUUACGUCGGCGUCCUUGUCUACCUGUUUGCCAUUACAUAAGCGAGAGACCACUGCACGAUGGCCAACAAAGUGCUGCGAAAGGUGACGCACUGCAUCUUCGACAUGGACGGACUGCUGCUGGACACAGAGCGGAUAUACGAGGAGGUCACCCGGCAAAUAGCCGCCUCCUUCGGCCGUCCGUAUCCGGUGGACACGCGCUUCCGGGUCAUGGGCACCACGGACCAGCGCUCGGCGGAGAUAGCCGUCACCGAGUGCCAGCUGCCCAUCACGACGACAGACUUCCUCAAGCGCUACACGCAACUGUGCCACGAGCGGCUCCACAAUGUUCCCCUGCUGGAAGGAGCUGAGCGCCUGCUGCGUCAUCUGCACGCCAACAAGGUGCCCUUCUGCUUGGCCACCAGUUCCGGCGCCGACAUGGUCGAGCUGAAGACCAACGAGCACCGCGAGCUGUUCGGCCUGUUCAACCACAAGGUGUGCGGCUCCACGGACAAGGAGGUGGUCAACGGCAAGCCGGCACCGGACAUUUUCCUGGUCGCCGCCUCCAGGUUCGCUGUGCCGCCCCAACCCUCCGACUGCCUGGUCUUCGAGGACUCGCCGAAUGGCGUCACGGCGGGCAUUAGCGCCGGAAUGCAGGUGGUCAUGGUGCCGGAUCCGCGGCUGUCGCAGGAGAAGACCUCCCACGCCAGCCAGGUGCUGGGCUCCCUGGUGGAUUUCAAGCCGGAGCUGUUCGGCCUGCCCCCCUUCAAGGAUUGAGCUUAAGACACGACUCUAUAGCCUGGCGAUGCUGUUGCUCCAACUGGAGAUUGAUGUACCUACCAAGCAGACGAUUUUAAGUGUAAUGUGUUACUUAAUAUACGCGUAUUUGCGCAUAUACGUAUUUA
Molecule: messenger RNA, 999 nt
Organism: Drosophila biarmipes
Lineage: Eukaryota; Metazoa; Arthropoda; Insecta; Diptera; Drosophilidae
Product: probable pseudouridine-5'-phosphatase
Exons: 4
Coding region: 176-871 (231 amino acids)
Molecular function (GO): phosphatase activity
Source: RefSeq, a predicted model, not a curated record